UCUGCCGCCUGCGCCAUGGGCGCGCACAGCCCGCCACGAGGAGCGGCACGGACACGUUGCCGCGCGGCACCCCACACGUGUACCCACGCGCGCCUCCCCCGCUCCGUUCAUAAAACCGAGGCCCUCGGCUCCACCGCUCGGCACUUCUCUAUCGUAUCGCCAGUCCAGCACGCAGUCCACAGCAAGCGAGCAAAGAGAAGAGAGAAGACCAGCUGCGAGGAGGAGAUGGGCAGCAGGCUUGACGCGCACACGCUCAAGGACGAGGUGGCGAGCAUGGACCGCCGCCCGCUCCUCGACCUCGGCCACCCGCUCCUCAACCGCGUCGCCGACAGCUUCAUCCGCGCCGCCGGAGUCGGAGCGGCGAGGGCGGUGUCGCGGGAGGCCUACUUCGUCGCAGUCGAAGGGAUGUGGGGAGACUCGACGGGGCUGGACAGCACCGCCAAGAGGAGCCAUUUCUCCAGCGCCAGAGGGGAUGACGGCCAGAAGUCGCUCGACGCAGUGGUUAAAUCGGCAAGCAAGGAGGCCAUCCAGUGGGGAUUGGCAGCCGGAGUCUACUCUGGGAUAACGUACGGUCUGAGAGAGGCAAGAGGACACCAUGACUGGAAGAACAGCGCGAUAGCAGGGGCGAUUGCGGGAGCGGCAGUCGCGCUGACCGGGGACAACGGGCACUCCGACCACGUCGUCCAUUUCGCCAUCACCGGAGCCGCACUGUCGAGCGCGGCGACCAUGCUCUCCGGCAUAUUCUAAGCGGCGGAACGUGGGGCUAGGGCUAUGAAAUUUGGAGCAACUCUUGAAAUGUGGUACUGUAUUUCCCUUAAUUUCUCCAUGUACCUUUGACAGUUUGUGCACUCUGUCCCAUCUGCUAGCUAGCCCUGGAACCAAGCAAGUCCGAAUUUCGUUAGAAUUUCUGCUGUAAUGUUUGCUCCUUUUGUUCUAUAUGUUCUAUUCGUGGCACUAUGCUCACGAGUUUGAGACCUCGAAUCCUCUAUGACCACAUGGAUGUCUAGAUGAGGAUAAGAGUUGCCGGAGUAAUGUUCUGCCGGGAGAUGCAAUGUUGUGUCUGAGAAGCCUGCAUGAGCAAGGGCACACUA
This is a messenger RNA of Triticum aestivum (bread wheat), 1091 nucleotides long. RefSeq names its product outer envelope pore protein 16-2, chloroplastic. The record is from RefSeq and is a predicted model, not a curated record. Gene Ontology annotation, molecular function: amino acid transmembrane transporter activity. The transcript has 6 exons. Gene Ontology annotation, cellular component: chloroplast outer membrane. Lineage: Eukaryota; Viridiplantae; Streptophyta; Magnoliopsida; Poales; Poaceae. Bases 16 to 747 code for a protein of 243 amino acids.